This is a messenger RNA of Sclerotinia trifoliorum, 1532 nucleotides long. NCBI's taxonomy places the organism in Eukaryota, Fungi, Ascomycota, Leotiomycetes, Helotiales, Sclerotiniaceae. The record is from the annotation of a GenBank genome assembly.
CCUAUGGCAUAAAGAAUUGAGAAACAAUUAUUCUGAAAACGAAUGAUGCUAAUAAAGAUAACGGAUGACAUAGAUAAAAAAAGACUUCAUUGUGGAUAAAGAGAUUGUAGUUUUCACAACCAUCAAUGGAAAUGGAGUUACGCGAAGGGCGAGUUGAUAAACACGCGAAAGCUUGUGAUGUUGAAACAUCCGUGAUGAUUGAUUGUUCUAUUUCAUCAAUAUCAAGAUUACCGUAGUAUCAAUCACCUAUUAUCAACUUCGACAGAAAUCAUGUCAGCGCCUCUUCCUACAGAGCGUGAAAUGGCGAUACGAAGGGUAUUCGACCCUCCUUAUUUUGUUACCCAUAUCAUUGAAUUGAUCAACAAGGCUAUCCAUAUGAAAGAUAUACUAGUGAUGGGGCUCCUUUUCCUAGCAUAUCAAAAGGGCUUCAUAGGAUACUAUGAUAUAAGGUUGUUUCAAGAACCAUUCGAAGAAUGUGGCAAAAGAAAAGGAUAUGGAAUCAGUGGGAAGGUAACAAUCAGGGCUAAUCGCCCACAUUGCGACCGAGCUUUUACAGAUCCUGAUGGGCUGCUGAUGGUGUAGCAUGGGUAUAUGUUUAUAGGUGAUCAGGGCUAUCAAUUAACACACGAUCAAUUGACAGCGAUACCACGAUCACCAUACCCCUCCUCCUGCUGCGCCCUCUCCUCCUGCUGCACCACCUCCUCUUCCAGACCUCGAUUUACCACCACCCGCGACAGGUGGUGUCCCUGUGGUCCGUCCAGCUCAUGAGCAGGCUUUACCACCAACAGUACCACCAGCAGCCGCAGCGGCAGUAGGCGCAACCCCUCAAUUUCCACCACGUUUUGAAUUUGGAAGAGGUAUCAUUUUUAGUGGUUGAGUUUUUGGUAAUAAUUGGUUGACACUUAAUUUUGAUCGGAGAAAUAAAAGGUGGGAAGUAGAGAAUCUAGAAGAAGUAAAUUCAGAGGGAGGAGGAAAUGGAGACGAGGCUGGUAAUUUGGAUGAGAGUGAUGAUGAAAUUGAAAGUGAUGAAGUUGGGAGUGAUGCAACUGAGAGUGAUGAAUUUGGAAGUGAUGAAGCUAGGCCUGUUGAAAUUGAGAGUGAUGAAGCUGGAGUUAGUGAAGCAGGGAAUCCGAUUGAUGGUGGUGGUGAUGAAAUUGAAAGUGAUAAGGCUGGGAAUUUUGCUGAUGGCGGUGGUGAUGAAAUUGAGAGCGAUGAAAAAAUGAGGGAUAUCGAUGAUGGGGACAUUGGCGCAACCACUCACGGCGACGACGAUACCAUUGCGGAUCGGGCGGGGAAAAACCCGGCCGACGACGGAAGUAUUGAAAACGAGUAUAAACGCCCUGAAGAUGGAUACGAAGAUGGACAAGAGAUUGAAAAAAUUUGACAAAAGUAAAGAGCCUAAAAGUACCCAGAUAACAUUGAGAGAGCAGAAGUUGACUCAUAAGCGUUAUAGACUUUGUAGAUAUCCAGAAAAGAGGAGAGCAUAUAGAGUUUCUUGAAUGAUAGAUACUGAUUUUUGUAAGAUUACGAGA